AUGAAAACAACAACCAUCGGAAUCCUUCUUUUGGCACUGGUUUCCGAAUCGUAUGCAUUCUCUGUUCUACCUUCUCAGAAUGGUCUCCGCACGUCGAUUGCCAGCCAUUGCACCCUCUGCAUGUCUGCUUCGGAAGCUCCAGCAGUGACUGGUGGGUUCAUUGAGACCGAACUGAGAGGACAAGCCAUGAAGCUACACACUCGUGCACAGGCUCCCAAAGAAGGUGAAGCUCCAGAGAAGAAACAAGUAGAACCGUACACUCCAACACACGCAGAUUACCUCAAGUUCCUUGUGGAUUCUGAAUGUAUAUAUCAAGCAUUUGAAGAUGUGGUGAAUGAAUUGGAUGAGCUAUCCGUAUUUAGAAAUACCGGUCUCGAACGAGUUGGCGCUUUAGAACAAGAUAUCGAAUUCAUGGUCAGCGAAUACAACGAGGAGAGGCCUGCUGUAGGAAAGCCUGGAUUGAGCUACGCUAAGGAAAUCCGAACGUUUGGAAAAGGAAAGAAAAUCCCAGAAUUCAUGUGUCAUUUUUACAACUUCUACUUUGCACACACUGCCGGAGGUCGGAUGAUUGGAAAGCAAAUGAGCUCAUUGCUGCUCGACAAAAAGACUCUGGAAUUUUACAAGUGGGAUGGUGAUCUGAAUGAAAUCAAGACCAAGGUAAAGAACGAUAUUGAAGAGAUGGUCAGCCACUGGUCUAGAGAACAAAAGGAUGCCUGCGUGAAUGAAACAGCAGGGGCUUUCCGAGGGGGAGGAAUGAUAAACAGCUACUUGAGUGGAGGACGAUCACCGCAUUAG
This is a messenger RNA of Cylindrotheca closterium, 795 nucleotides long. The record is from the annotation of a GenBank genome assembly. Lineage: Eukaryota; Bacillariophyta; Bacillariophyceae; Bacillariales; Bacillariaceae.